This is a messenger RNA of Galendromus occidentalis (western predatory mite), 4473 nucleotides long. RefSeq lists its product as uncharacterized. The transcript is spliced from 13 exons. The record is from RefSeq and is a predicted model, not a curated record. Bases 1 to 4473 code for a protein of 1490 amino acids. Lineage: Eukaryota; Metazoa; Arthropoda; Arachnida; Mesostigmata; Phytoseiidae.
AUGCCGAUCCUGCCGGAAACGGAUCCCGUGUCCAACCGGUGGGCCGACCAGGACAACAGCAGCAACGGCAAGUGCCAACAAGAAAUGAGCUCUGACGUUGUUUUCGAUACGAUCCGCAUCAGCAAGUGUAUGCUCGAGGAAUCGGGCGAAAAUGGACGCGGUGAAAAACCCGCUCUGAAGAUGAAAAUUGUGCUCACCGAAAAGAAAGACAAAAAUGAAGCAUCUUCAGAUUCUAAACGAGAUGAUGAUGACGACACAGACAUCAUUGGAGACGAGUCAGACUCUUCGUCAGAACUCACGAUAGUUGAUGAAACGAAGACCGAGAAGGCACUAGAAGCGGACGAGGAACAAGCGAGCAGGAAGAGAUGCCCCAGAGAGUUUCGUAGGAAGCGCAAGUUGAAGGACAUUCACGAAGUCAAAAGUUACGCCAUGAAAAAACGUCGGGAGGACAGAGAAGCGGAGAAACGACGUGCGGAGGAAAUUUUCAAGAGUCAGGAGAACGAAGCGAUGGCAAAACGGAUCGCCAUGGAAUUCAGCAACUUCAGAAGAUUCAGAGUGCCGGCAUCCGGAGAAUCCCCGAAAGUGGAAAACCAUCCCCCCGCUGAGAUGAGAACACCGAAACCCGACCGACCCCUGGGACCGAAUACGCUCGAAUCCUCGGUUUCCUCUCAGAACGACUUGCUCGGUAGCCUGGAGAAAUUUCCAUCGCCCAAUAGGUCUCCGGGAGCUUCUUCAAUCAUCAAUCAGAAUAAUGAGCCUCCACAGACGGUUCCUCGGAUCGCGGCAUCGCUGAAUUCAGCAUCGAAGUGCGAUUCGAAGGUUCCACAGGACCCGAAAGCGGGACUCCGAGAAAACUCCUCCACGUCUGCGUCAGCUCAAGGCAAGCAUCAUAUGCCGAUCGGAAUCCCGCCCGCGCCCUCGAUGAUGCAAUCGAAUCUGAGCUCAGUCAACCCUAAUCCCGGCGGCGUGCCGAGACGCGAAAGUCCGUGCUCAAGCCCUAGUAGCAGUCCGCACGCUCCUCCGGUUCAACAGACGAGCGACCAACUGGUUUCGAGAAGCACCAAGACCGACCCGAUAGACUCCCCCGGACCCCCUCCGAACGUCUCGGGCGGCGUAUCUGAUCGUUCCAGAUCGCCACCUCCAACCAUCCACAUCCCGGGCCCGUUGUGCUCCACAGAAGACUUUCCAGGAGAAUUACGUGAAGUACCUACCGACUCCAAGGUCGCGCAGAGCGUCGAUGAACUUGUUGUACACGUCAGCAGCAACUUCUCCGAGCCCGUAGGAACUUCUGCGAGAAAAGAGUCUCCUUGCAUGUUUGGAAGCCCAAGCCCAGUUUCUAGCGGAGCAUCCGCCGUCUCAAACUUUCAAUCUGAUGCCGCCAGACUUCCGAGCCCGAUUCCGGCGAAUCUGAGCGUGCGAGUGCAGAAUAAUGUUCGGCAUUCGGGUCCGGAAGUCAAAAACCAUAUAGGCUCCUGCGCAGACGCGAUGCGCGGCUCGGAACAGCCACCCAGAUUUACGCCAACGCUCGCGAUCGAUGUCGAUAGGACCGCAGGUCGGGUGUACGAUCCCAAGUUCAGCGCAUUCAGUGUCGAUAAUCUAACGAGGAACGACGCGCGAGUCCGAGAGCGGCGGGCAUCCAACAGCGACCCCGAUAGGGAGUGCCUGCGGAAGAACCAGGGCCAGUUUGAGCUGAGAAUGCCGUCAGUUCGAGCACAGGAGAAGCUCAAGGCGACGAGGGGCGAUAGGGAUUUCGGUGCAUCUAGCGACAAAAUACGCGUGGUCCGCCAAUGUGAAUUCGAAUUCGCCAGACCCCAAGCCGCACCUCGGAAAUCCCGUCCAAGGGCCCCGUCCCCUCCUCCACUCUCGAGCUCAAAUUCGUCACCGGUAUGGUGUGCCACAGGGGCGUCCGGCAGCGCUCCGAAUCCGGAGUCCAAAAGCGCUCUGAUUUGGCGCUAUAUACAAGACCAGAGUGGGGGCAACGCCAUGCAGACCAUCGAUAGCGCGCUCGAGUCCGUCCGUGCCAGUAGCCAGAGUCUCGUCAGACCGGAGGAGGGCAAGAACAUUCUUGCCAAUUACCUACAAUGCCAGCGCAAAGAGGAUUUUUCCGACGACGUCGCCAGAGAGCAGUCAUCUUCUCCGGAUCCUAUGCUCCGCUCACGCGAUCCGCGGUUUCUGUACCUUUCGAAAUUGAAGAAGAUGCUCGUCACGCUCCAGAAGUUCUCGACCACGAUCUCGAUGGACGUUGGGAAAAACGUCUACCACAAUAUCUACGCGCUAGCUAGUGGUGCGAUCGCGAUCGAGGAGUUCAUCACCAAGACGCAGCGCGCAACUAAACUCGCCCUGAAACCGUACGUUGGACCUUUCCUGGCCUCGUAUUUGCCGCUUCUCCAAGAAGAGAUCACCGUGAAAGCCGCCACGGUCAGAAUGAGCUCAAGCCGGUAUAUGCGUUCGAAUCCCGAGUGCCUCAUCGAUCCGAGGGUAGAGCCAGGGGAUCCGCACGAGGUGUUCGUUUCCGAAUUCGAUGUUCCGAACAAGAAGAAGAAUGCCCAGCCACCACCUGGACACAAUCCUGUGGAGUCUCAAGUCCCUGCACAGAGCCCAACCGGAGAUCAUCUCACGAAUGCCUCUGUGGCCCACGAGAUGCAUGACUUAGAUUUGCGCUAUCAAACUCAUCUAGCCAUUCAAAACGAUCUGAUGACGAUCCAAGAAAUGUUGGAUCGCAUCUCGAAAAUGGUGGAAAACACUAAGAAAGCGCUCAGCUCUCUUCAAGAUGAGUCUUCGCUCCCCGCUAACGCAGAGACGUCCGCGAGGUCCUCGCCUUCCCGUUCUCCUGUGGUCCAGCCAACACCUCCAACUCCUCACCUUGCAUCGGCGUUGUCUGCCGGAAACAGCACGUCGAAGGAGUUGGCACACUUGGAUCACUCGACUGCAACACCAAAUCGCUUCAGCACUAAUGCUCGAAAUUUCACGCUUCGUAAUUCGCAACCGAGAGACGUUGCGUACCGGCUAGGCGUCACGUCGUCUCGUCCAACCCCGAAUGAGUUCCCUCAGACGGACGUUGGUAUCGAUUGCCAAGCGCAAAAAGACACGAACUCGAGGCUGGAGAUGCGGAAUCCACAGCUGAUGAUGUCUACGGCGACCUCGUCCACCUUCGCGUCUAGAUCAAGUUCCGUUGACAGCCCGAGCACCAUGCAGAAGGACACCAUGCCGCUCCUGAAUUCAUCUCUACCGUCGAGAUUGACUGUGGGUGGCUACGCAGCCACGGAGCCAUCGGAGCGGCGCUCGGAUGCGACGCAGAAAGAGCUCCUUGUGCCAACUGAUCGAGAGAUUGUCCCAAUGCAUUCGAAUUUCCCGAUGCCGAACUUCACAUCGUCGACGCAAGCGCCUGAGAGAAAAUUCCCCGACAGCUCAGGAGCGAAAUCCUCGACACCGAUAUCGAGAAUUCCAAUGAACCCCAGCGUAUCCCAGAGGCUGAUGUCUCAGGCGGGCAAUGUCGGCGACCCUGAGCAAGACCGGAGUGAUUUGUCAUUCAUCGAGGAUAUGGGUGACGGGCCCAGCGAUAAACUCGCCAGUCUUGGGAGUUUCCCCGGUGGGACCCAGUUCGAAGGAAGCUUAUCGCCGCGACCACCUGUUUUCUAUCCGCCGCCUCUGCAAAUGCCCGGCCUGCAAAUGACCCCGCAACCACCGGUGUUCCCGCUCAUGACCCCCGAACAGUUGCAAAGACAGUGGCUGCUCUUGGCAGGUUCUGCCUUCCGUGGGGGCUUCCCGCCGAAACUCGGCUUAGAAAAUUACGCUCACGCUUUCCAAUUACUGGCCGGACCGAAUGGAUGCCCAAGGAGACGCGGCCGUCAGACCUACACUAGGUAUCAAACUCUAGAAUUGGAGAAGGAAUUCCAUUUCAACCACUAUUUAACUCGACGCCGUCGAAUCGAAAUCGCUCAUGCGCUGUGUCUCACCGAGCGGCAAAUCAAAAUUUGGUUCCAAAAUCGGCGAAUGAAGCUCAAGAAAGAGACCCGCGCUGCAAAGGACGGCGAUGACAGCAAGGACGGCGAGGCAGAAGAAACGAAAGAAAAGUUAGUAUCUGGUCCCGGAAGCUCUACGGAUGCUGAUACGACUACGUUGGCGAGCGACAGCGCCGACUCGGACGACGAGGAGGUGGAUCCAGUCGGCGAGGAAAAAGAAUGCAAGGAGGUUUCGAACCAGGACUCGAACUCCAACUCGAGCGCUUCGGGUGCCCCACUGGCGCUCUCCAGAGAGCCGACCGAGACUAAGAUCGGGAGUCCUCAACUGCAACAAGCUAGUCCAGUCCCCUUCAACUACAGCAUACCACAUCUGAGCAAUCUCCAGCAGAUGUCCCAACAUGUUUCCCAGCAGAUCUCUCAAAUACCCGCGAACUUCUUCCCUCUAACUUUCGGGCAGCCAGCUCCACCGGCAGAAGGCGUAUCCCCGCCGCCCGAGAGCGCGCGUCAGUGA